Molecule: messenger RNA, 2222 nt
Organism: Diabrotica virgifera virgifera (western corn rootworm)
Lineage: Eukaryota; Metazoa; Arthropoda; Insecta; Coleoptera; Chrysomelidae
Gene: HBS1
Product: protein HBS1
Exons: 7
Coding region: 186-2192 (668 amino acids)
Biological process (GO): translation
Molecular function (GO): GTP binding; GTPase activity
Source: RefSeq, a predicted model, not a curated record
UCACAAAGUUCAUAUGUCAUCAAUAAUUGUCGUCAUUUAUGAAAAUGUGACAAAGUGACAAUUUGCAUGACGUAAAAUCAAAAAGUUAAUUUAUUUCGCUAGUGUUUAUAGAAUUCAUUCUAAAAUAUGUUUUAAUUAUAAAACUAUAACUUAGUUAACUAUAUAUAAAAUAUAUUCUCAGCAUCAUGGCGCGACACAGAGAUAUUAGAAAUAUGGACUAUUCAGAUGACUACGACGGCUACGACGAUGUUUAUGGACAUUCUGUGGAUGAUGAUUUUUUUGAAUCCCCGAGCAAUAAACAGUUCAUUUAUAACAGAGACAUGUCACAGAGAAGUUCCGAGGGGGACAUUAAAGAAGAAGAUGAGCAAGAGGCUGAAUUAUCAGAUAGUGAUAGAGCCAAAUUAACAUCUUGUAUUGCUCAGAUUAAUACAACCCUGGAGUCUGUUAACAUUUCUAGGAAUGAUUUAGUCAAUAUUAUAAUAAAAUCGAAGUUUGAUGUAGAGAGGUCUAUAAACACGAUCUUAGAAGACUCACAAUAUAGAACAGCUACUAUUGAAAAAGUAGUUACUCAACCAGAAAUAGUUCAAACUCCUCAGAUCGAACAGACGAAGGUGAUCUCCUCCACUCCGAAAACCGUUACCAACAUCACGAAGGGUUUUGAUCUGCCACAAAAAGGUAGCUUCACUCCCAGAUCUCAAUCUCCAGCAUCUGGGAAAGCCUUCACGCCCAGAUCUCAAUCCCCUGCGUCUGGGAAAAUCUUCACUCCUAGAUCCCAGUCGCCUGCUUCUGGUAAAGUUACGCCAGUCAAUAACCAUACUUUGGACUUUGCCGAGGAAGUGAAGCAAGCCAAAGGCAGAGAUAGCAAGUUUGAUCCACAGCAGCUGUACCAAAAGGAAAGGGGAGAUGAGAAGGAGCACCUGUAUAUGGUUGUGAUUGGGCAUGUCGAUGCUGGGAAGAGUACGUUGAUGGGCAGACUUCUCUGUGAAUUGGGGCAGGUUAAUCAAAAAGUAUUGCACAAAUAUGAACAAGAAAGUAGAAAAUUAGGAAAACAAAGUUUUAUGUACGCCUGGGUUUUAGACGAAACCGGAGAAGAACGUAAUCGUGGUAUAACAAUGGACGUUGGUCGAUUUCAAUUUGAAACCAAAACUAAGGCGGUAACACUGUUAGACGCACCUGGUCACAAGGACUUCAUUCCCAAUAUGAUUUCCGGAGCUGGCCAAGCCGACGUAGCCCUUUUGGUUGUUGAUGCAACUCGAGGCGAAUUUGAAUCCGGUUUCGAUCACGGAGGACAAACGAGAGAGCACGCUUUACUCGUUAGAUCUCUCGGAGUAUCUCAACUGGCUGUGGCCAUCAACAAACUGGACACGGUUUCUUGGUCACCGGAGAGAUUCAACGAAAUUUUAAAGAAAUUGAAGGCUUUCCUGAAGCAAGCCGGAUUCAAAGAGUCUGAUGUCACGUUUGUACCUUGUAGUGGAUUGACUGGACAGAACUUGGUGAAGAAACCUACAGAGAGUGAGCUGUUGCAGUGGUAUGACGGGCCUUGUUUAUUAGAUGUUAUAGAUAAAUUCCGUUCCCCAGAUAGGCCCAUUUCGAAGCCCUUUAGACUUUCAAUCAAUGAUGUUUUCAAGGGUACUGGUACUUCGUUCUGCGUCUCAGGAAGGGUCGAAACUGGUACGCUAAGCGUAGGCGACAAGGUUCUCGUAUGCCCCAACAGAGAAGCGGCCGUGGUAAAAUCGCUGGCGAUUGAAGAAGCCUCAAAAACAGUCGUGUUUGCAGGUGACCAAGUCACAGUGGCGCUAUCUGGAGUAGAAAUGCAGAACGUCUUCAUAGGAAACAUCCUCUGUGAUCCCCAGAGUCCCGUUCAGGUUGCGUCUAAGUUCCUGGCUAGAAUAGUUGUUUUCAAUGUGACAGUACCUAUUACAAAAGGAUUUUCCGUGGUGCUACACCACCAAUCUUUAGUAGAACCAGUAAUUGUGAGUAAGCUGAUUACGCAAUUGAAUAAAAGUACUGGAGAACUGGUGAAGAAGCAUCCUAGGUUCUUAGGUAACAAUACAAGUGCCAUUGUCGAAAUUCAAGUGUCUCGACCUAUAGCUCUUGAAUUGUAUAGCGAGUGCAAGGAAUUGGGGAGAGUCAUGCUUAGAGUAGGGGGUGUAACUAUUGCUGCUGGACUUAUUACACAAAUUAUACUGUAGGUUUUAUUGAGUAAACAUUUUUACAUUAUA